Ziziphus jujuba (common jujube) is the source of this 1651-nucleotide messenger RNA. RefSeq lists its product as uncharacterized. Bases 45 to 1559 code for a protein of 504 amino acids. The record is from RefSeq and is a predicted model, not a curated record. NCBI's taxonomy places the organism in Eukaryota, Viridiplantae, Streptophyta, Magnoliopsida, Rosales, Rhamnaceae. The transcript is spliced from 7 exons.
ACAGCUCGCAGCCGGGUUUCAAAGAAACGAUUUGGCGGCCAUUGAUGAAGUCGUCUGCUAUCUUCUUCAUCCUCUUGCUCCUUUUAGUUGGAGGUUUUGUCUCCACCUACGUGCUCAAUACUCCUAUUCUGACUAGAUCAACUCUGGGACCAAUUCUAACAACCAAAAUUACAUCCCAAAAAUGCCCUCAACAAAAAACCAAAAUCCCCAAAAACUCCACACAAGAUAUGGAAAUCCCACUCAAUUGCACUGAGUACGUACACACACGAACCUGCCCCUCCAACAACAAACCUGACCACAUUUCAGAACAAGAUGCUAACUGCGUCUCAUCAGAGCCGUCAACGUGUCCGGAAUAUUUCAGAUGGAUCUAUGAAGAUCUGAGCCCAUGGUCCCACACAGGGAUAUCAAAGGAUAUGAUAGAAAAAGCCAGAGCAAGGUCCCACUUUAAAUUGGUGAUAGUGGAUGGGAAGGCUUACGUGGAGAGAUAUGAUAGGUCAUAUCAGACGAGGGAUUUAUUCACAUGGUGGGGGGUUGUACAGUUACUACGGAGGUACCCAGGAAAAGUGCCUGAUCUGGAGCUUGUGUUUAAUUGCCAUGAUCAGCCUUUGUUUAGUUAUGUCCACGCCAAUGCCACAGACCCCGGUUUGUUGUUUGGUUACUGUGGUGACGAUAACACAGUUGAUAUUGCCUUCCCGGAUUGGUCCUUUUGGGGAUGGCCUGAGGUUAACAUAAAGCCAUGGGAGCAUUUGGUGAAGGACUUAGAAGAAGGAAACAAGAAGAUGGGAUGGGUGGAUAUCCGUGACAAUAGGGAACCCUAUGCUUAUUGGAAGGGAAACCCAGGUGUCGCUUGGACAAGGAGGGACUUGAUGAAAUGUAAUCCUACAGACAAACAGGACUGGAAUGCUCGCUUGUUUGUCCAGGAUUGGCAUCGAGAGACCAAGGAAGGGUUCAAGAAUUCAGAUUUAGCAAGCCAGUGCACCCAUAGAUUUAAGAUCUACAUUGAAGGGAACGCUUGGUCUGUGAGCGAAAAAUACAUUCUUUCAUGUGAUUCUCUUACUUUAUUAGUAAAUCCGAGAUAUUAUGAUUUCUUUAGCCGAGGUUUGAAGCCAAUGCAGCAUUACUGGCCCAUAAAGGACAAUGAUAAGUGCAGAUCCAUUAAGCAUGCUGUCGACUGGGGCAACAUCCACCAAAAACAGGCACAAGACAUUGGCAAGGCAGCAGUAGAGUUCAUCAAGGAAGAGCUAAAGAUGGACAAUGUGUAUGACUAUAUGUUUCAUCUGUUAAAUGAAUAUGCAAAGCUAUUAAAAUUCAAGCCUACAAUCCCUCAAAAUGCUACAGAACUUUGUUUGGAGUCAAUGUUUUGUCCAGCAAAGGACUUAGAAAAAAAGUAUAUGAGGGAUUCCAUGGUAAAGUAUCCAUCUAACGCUAACCCAUGCACCAUGCCUCCUCCUUUUAAUCCUUCAUCUCUUUUUUCAAUUCUUGAGAAAAAGGCAGAUUCACUUAAACAAGUGGACAUGUGGGAGAAAAUUUACUGGGAGAAUCAGAAUAAGCAAAGAUAGAGAUCUCUAAAGGAGUUGAUUAAUUUGUUCCGAAUUUUUUUUUUUUAAUGUAUAUUCUGAUCAUCACAAAAUGUUAUUAUAAACAUUCCAUU